Cyanistes caeruleus (blue tit) is the source of this 2267-nucleotide messenger RNA. The record is from RefSeq and is a predicted model, not a curated record. NCBI's taxonomy places the organism in Eukaryota, Metazoa, Chordata, Aves, Passeriformes, Paridae.
GGAUGUCCCAUGGGCUUUACCAGCACAGGCUGAUCCAGACCUUCUGGGUGGGCUCUCAGCCCUGUGGCCUGGGUGCUGUGCCAGGGCACCCAUGUGUGAACCCUGUGUGCAGCCCCCAUGGAACAGAUAGGUCUGAGCACACGAGUGGGGUGUAACCAGGGCUAGGAGUGGAAAAACAAAUAGGGUGGAGCUGACAAGCCCCAGGGCUGGCAGCAUCACCUGGGGUAGGAGUGCUGCCCUCAGGGCAUGCCCACACUCCUCUGCCUGCAGAUCUGUGCCCUGCUCUUCGCCAGCCUCUACAUCCUCUGCCACUUCAUCAUAACCCACUUUAAGAAGCACACAGAUUUCACAGCAGUUCACGAUGACGAGGAUGCUGCUGUCAACAGGAUUGCGUUGGGGCUCUGUACCUUCACCCUGGCUGUGGCACUGGGUGCCGUUCUCCUCCUGCCCUUCUCCAUCAUCAGCAACGAGGUGCUGCUCUCCUUCCCCCAGAACUACUACAUCCAGUGGCUGAACGGGUCCCUCAUUCAUGGCCUCUGGAAUUUGGUCUUCCUCUUCUCCAAUAUGUCCCUGGUCUUCCUCAUGCCCUUUGCCUACUUCUUCACCGAGUCAGAAGGGUUUGCAGGGUCCAAGAAGGGCAUCAUGGCCAGGGUGUACGAGACGUCGGUGGUGCUGCUGCUGCUGACACUGCUGGUGCUGGGCAUGGUCUGGGUGGCCUCUGCCAUCGUGGGCAACAAUGCUGCCAGUCGCCAGUCACUCUAUGAUCUCUGGGAAUAUUAUCUGCCCUACCUCUACUCCUGCAUCUCGCUUUUCGGCGUCCUGCUUCUGCUGUUGUGCACCCCCUUUGGCCUCUCCACCAUGUUCACUGUCACUGGGAAGCUGCUGGUGAAACCCCGGCUCCUGGAAGACCUGGAUGAGCAGCUGAGCUGCACAAGGUUUGAAGAAGCCGCUGUGUCCCACAGGAUCCACUCUGGCAACGCUUCCUGCUGGCUGAAUCUGGACAUGGAGAUGCUGCGGGAGCAAUUCUUUGCCAUCCGGAGCAAGAGGAGGAAGCUGGAGCUGCGGCACCGAGCAUCGCCCUGGCAGAGGAACCUGGGCUACCCCCUGGCCAUGCUGGGCCUCCUGGCACUGACGGGCAUCUCUGUGCUCAUUGUCUGCUUCCAUGUCCUGGAGCUGCUGCUGGAUGAUGCCGCAAUGCCACGGGGCAUCCAGGACGCGUCCCUGGGCCAGGUUUCCUUCUCCAUCUUCGGUUCCUUUGGAGCUGCACUGCAGGUUGUCCUCAUUUUCUACCUAAUGGUCUCCUCUGUUGUGGGCUUCUACAGCUCGCCCCUGUUCACUCGCCUGCUGCCGGAGCGGCAGGACACCCCCCUCACCAAGAUCAUCGGGAACUGUGUGUCCUUGCUGGUGCUCAGCUCAGCGCUGCCCGUCUUCUCCAGGACGCUGGGGAUCACCCGUUUUGACCUCCUGGGGGAUUUUGGCCGCUUCAACUGGUUGGGGAAUUUCUACAUCGUCUUCCUCUACAACAUGGGCUUUGCUGGGCUCACCACGCUGUGCCUGGUGAAAAGGGUCUCCUGGGCCGUGCAGGCCGAGCUCAUCCGUGCCUUUGGUCUGCACAAGCUGCCGCUGCCCGUGACGCGCUGCCGGAGCCGCAGCAAGCCCUGCUAGGGCUGGGGGACAGGCACGUGUCCUCCCCACUGUGGUGGCCCGCAGGGUGGCUGCCAGCCACAGAGCUGGUCCUGACAGCUCCUGAUGCCUCAGGAACAUCAGAGCCCCUCAGGGAAAGCCGAGACACCUUUGGGGGUGUCCCCCCCUGCUCUGUCUCAGCGUGUUGUGCUACUGAGCCUUGGCUUUGAGCCACAAACCCCCAAGGGGUGCGGGGUCCCCCCGAGGCUGUGCUGGCUGCAGCCCCCACCCCCUGUUUACAUACCUCGUGCAAGGAUGGCCAGACCCCCCCUGACCCCCCCAGCUGCUCCCUGGGGUCUGGUUGAGUUUUAAAUGUCACCCCAUUGUCCUGACACUAUGGGAGGGGGUCCCGUGCUCCCUUGCCCAGAGUCACUCCACACUCCACCCCUGUGUCACUCCGGGGCUGCAGUGGGGCACUGGUUGUCCCCUGCCCACCCCGAGGCCUUUGGGGUCCCUAAUAAGGGGGCCUGGGGUGCAGGAGGCAAGCCCCCCCUCUCCGGCAGCUUGAUGUGAUGAGUAUGUCAGGUCUCUGUUACCAUGGAACUUCUUUGGAGAAAUAAAUAGUGACUGUUUUUUAUAUAAAA